GUUGUCGGUGGAUUGUUGUAGAUGGAUUAUUGUAGAUGGAUUGUUGUAGAUGGAUUAUUGUAGAUGGAUUGUUGGAUGCUUUGUUGUAGAUGGAUUGUUGUAGAUGGAUUGUUGUCGGUGGAUUGUUGUCGACGCUUUCUUCUAGAAGCGAAUACACGUACAGUUGCAGCUACAUACAGACGUGCACAACAGAUUCCAUCUCGCCACUUGACGAUUCUUUGAGCCCUGUUUCACGAGAAAGAAAGCAGAAUAACCUCAUCCAUCACUCACUCCUUUGUUCCUCAUUCCAAAAGUCCCCCAAAAGUCUACAGCUCCAUCGAGGUGACAGCUCCCUCGAGGUGCGGUGUAUCGCCCUUUUCUCCGCGGACGAAGCAAUAUCGAUGUCAGCCGACAGCAAUCAAAUCUUUAUAUAUGAAUGUGCGAAUAGUAAUUGAUUUACCACACUGUUCAUACCUGAAUUUCCGAUGAUGAAAUAGAUCGUGAAGACUUCGGCUAACUUGCGCUGUUGCAUGAG
Messenger RNA from Amorphotheca resinae ATCC 22711, 514 nucleotides. RefSeq lists its product as hypothetical. Lineage: Eukaryota; Fungi; Ascomycota; Leotiomycetes; Helotiales; Amorphothecaceae. The coding region runs from base 90 to 434 and encodes 114 amino acids. The record is from RefSeq and is a predicted model, not a curated record. The transcript has a single exon.